AUGUCGCCAAGGAGACGUCCUGAAGCCCGUGAUGCCCCGAUAGAGGAGAUUGCCGCACUUAUGCCGCAGCAGCCUGCGCCUACAGGCCAACAGCUUGAGGAUUCCGUUGAUGAGAAUCCGUUUGCACCGCUUGAACAACCAUUGGAUCUGCCAGUUCACCGGAGAAGGGGUGGUCAGGAGGACAACCGACGUUGGGAAUCAGGAUUUAAGGUGGAUAUUCCAGAAUUUCAUGGUGGGUUGAGUCCAGAGGAAUUCUUGGAUUGGGUGACUGCAGUGGAGGAAGUCUUGGAGUUUAAAGACGUUCCUGCCGAUAAAUGUGUGCCUCUCGUUGCAACGAGGCUUCGUGGGCGAGCAGCGGCGUGGUGGCAGCAGACUAAGGUGACAAGAUCCAGGCUGGGGAAACCUAAGCUUGCAUCGUGGGACAAAUUGAAGAAACAUAUAAAGAAACAAUUUCUGCCUUACAAUUAUGUGCGGACCAUGUACCAACAACUGCAGAAUCUGCAUCAAGGUGGGAAAACGGUUAGUGACUAUACCACUGAUUUUUAUAUGUUGAUUACGAGGAACGAGAUGAUGGAGACGGAGGAGCAGUUGGUGUCACGGUACGUGGGUGGUCUUCGUCUCCAAAUACAGGAUACUCUCAACAUGUUUGAUCCUGUGACAGUUUCUGAAGCACAUCAGAGGGCAAUACAGAUAGAAAAGCAACAGUCCAGGAAAACUGCUAGUCCUUUCAUUGCAGGGAGUUCUUCUAGUAACCCACAACAGCAGGUGGCACGUCCUGGUAAUCCUGCCCAAUCUGGUCCUCCUAAAAUAAAUUCUGCCCAACAACCAACACGUCCUGGGGCUGGUAUUUGUUGUUUCGGAUGCGGAGUUAUAGGCCACAGGCAGUCUGAGUGCCCAAAGAAUCCGCGCAGGGGACUCUUUGUUGAUGAGGGAAAUGACGAUUAUGAAAGUCCGCCUGUAUUUGACGGUGAGGGCAGAGAAGAAGCAACAGAAGAGGAAGAGUUUGUGGUUGGUGAUGUGGGUCAGGCACUGGUGGUGAGGAGGAGUUUCCUGACUCCUUUGGAGAAUAACACUGAUUGGUUGCGUAAUAAUAUCUUUCAAUCAACAUGUACUGUUGGAGGGAAGGUGUGCAAAUUUGUUAUUGAUUCUGGUAGUUGCGAGAAUGUGGUGGCUGAGGAGGUCGUUAAGAAGCUGGGUUUGCAGACUGAGAAACAUCCCAAACCUUACAAAUUAGCCUGGCUGAAAAGAGGCAAUGACGUAGAAGUGUCUCAACGUGCUAGGAUCAGCUUCUCCAUCGGACCUACCUACAAGGAUCAGGUCUUAUGUGAUGUAGUAGAGAUGGAUGCAUGUCAUUUACUAUUAGGGAGGCCGUGGCAGUUUGACAGGCACUCACUGCAUGAUGGAUAUACCAACACGUACAGCUUUCUGUUCGGGGGAAAGAAAAUUGUGUUACUACCGGAUAAGGGUUUAGUACAGAUAGUUGGGAACAAUGCCAAUUUACUGACCAGAAAGAAGUUCGAGACAGAGAUGGAGGAGUCUGGGAUAGUGUAUCCAUUGUUAAAGGAGUUUCAUGAAGUUUUCCCAGAAGAGCUUCCUGAUGGACUACCACCACUGCGGGAUAUUCAGCAUCAGAUUGACUUGGUGCCUGGAGCUGCCCUACCUAACCGAGCGCAUUACAGAAUGAGCCCCACUGAGCAUGAAGAGUUGCGCAGGCAAGUUGAGGAGCUUCUGGCAAAAGGACACAUCAAGGAGAGUCUUAGUCCUUGUGCUGUUCCUGCUCUUCUCACACCGAAGAAGGAUGGCACGUGGCGCAUGUGCGUGGAUAGUAGGGCAAUUAAUAAGAUUACGGUGCGUUACGACUUUUCUAUUCCCCGCCUAGAUGACUUGUUGGAUCAGCUUACCGGUGCUUGUGUGUUUAGCAAGCUUGAUUUGAAGAGUGGGUACCAUCAGAUUCGGAUCAGACGUAGGGAUGAGUGGAAGACUGCAUUUAAGACGAGGGAAGGAUUGUACGAGUGGUUAGUCAUGCCCUUCGGCCUCUCAAAUGCGCCCAGUAUAUUUAUGCGGGUUAUGAAUCAGGCUCUUCGCCCAUUCAUCGGUAAAUUUGUUGUGGUCUACUUUGAUGAUAUUUUAAUUUAUAGUGCUAAUGAUGAUGAACAUGUCCGGCACCUUCGGGAAGUUCUUUCAGUUCUUCGCAGGGAUAAAUUCUAUGCUGCAGUGAAGAAGUGUUCCUUUCUCACUGAUAGUGUGGUGUUCCUCGGUUAUGUGGUGUCGAAGGUGGGGUUAGCAGUUGAUACAUCUAAAGUAGAGGCGAUAAGUCAAUGGCCACAGCCCAAAACUGUCACUGAGGUGCGGAGUUUCAUGGCCUUGCUUCCUUCUAUCGCAGGUUCAUACCGCAUUUCAGCAGCAUCAUGGCACCAAUUACAGAUUGCAUGA
This is a messenger RNA of Olea europaea var. sylvestris, 2433 nucleotides long. RefSeq lists its product as uncharacterized. Gene Ontology annotation, molecular function: zinc ion binding; nucleic acid binding. Bases 1 to 2433 code for a protein of 810 amino acids. NCBI's taxonomy places the organism in Eukaryota, Viridiplantae, Streptophyta, Magnoliopsida, Lamiales, Oleaceae. The record is from RefSeq and is a predicted model, not a curated record. The transcript has 3 exons.